AUGGCUUUGAAAGAGAGAUUUUCUGAAGAACGUUACGUAAGCUGGGAGGAGGUAGUGGUGUCGAUGGAUAAGGGCAGGAGGGAGGUUCGUUAUUUUCUGAAAAAGAAAAGCGGUGGUGGUUCGGAUCUCGCUCUUAUAGGUAAAGAGAAGACUCCCAGGCAUAUGUCUUAUCACUAUGCUAUAAGAGACUCUUCUUUGGGCCCUUUUUUAAAACUCAAAUCGCGUAGAGAAGUUCUUGAUUGGUUGGAUUCAAUCGUUUCAGAUUCUUCUUCCAGGGAAGCGACUAUGGUUGUUGGAAAAUAUGCUUAUGAACCUGAGAUUGGAACCUUUAAGGAUAAUAACAUGCAGAAACUGCGCAAUUGUACACAAGAGUUCUCAUGGGUAGGGUUACCACAGACAUGUAGGAAAAGAAGAAAUCACUAUCAAUCAUUUGAGCGGAACGGUUUUCAAAUAUCUGUGAAUGAUUUUGUGUUUGUUUUAGCAGAAGAGAACAAACGUCUGGUUGCCUACUUGGAAGACUUGUACGAGGAUUCCAGAGGCAACAGGAUGGUUGUAGUUCGCUGGUUUCACAGAAUUGAUGAGUCCCCAGCACUAUGCAAUGUAUCGGAAUGA
This is a messenger RNA of Vicia faba (fava bean), 612 nucleotides long. NCBI's taxonomy places the organism in Eukaryota, Viridiplantae, Streptophyta, Magnoliopsida, Fabales, Fabaceae. The record is from the annotation of a GenBank genome assembly.